ACAAAAUGAAUGACAGUUGUUGUUUGUAUGAGAGGGAAAAGCGUGUAUUUCUGAUAAUUUUUCAUGAAAUUUUGGUAAAUCUUAGUUAAAAGUGCAUCAACAAUGGCUCUUGUUUGUGCAAUAUCCAAUGAAGUCCCGGAAGCCCCUGUGGUGUCCCCCACGUCCGGGGCGGUGUUCGAGAAGCGAAUAAUUGAAAAAUAUAUCAUAGAAAAUGGAGUCGACCCCAUCAGUGGCAAGGAACUGCGGGUUGAAGAUCUUAUUGAAAUCAAAACACCACCAAUAGUGAAGCCGAAGCCGCCGAGUGCCACCUCCAUCCCGGCCACGCUCAAGAGCAUGCAGGACGAGUGGGACGCGCUCAUGCUGCACACCUUCACCCAGCGCCAGCAGCUGCAGACUGCACGCCAGGAGCUGUCCCACGCGCUGUACCAGCACGACGCGGCGUGCCGCGUGAUCGCGCGCCUCACUAAGGAGGUGACGGCGGCGCGAGAGGCCCUGGCCACGCUCAAGCCGCAGGCCGGCGUCGCCGCGCCGCAGCCCGCCGCGCAUCCGACGGAACCAGCGGCAGGCGGCGGCGCGGCGGCGGUGGGCAUGUCGGCGGGCGUGGUGGCGCGCCUGCAGGAGCGGGCCACGGCGCUCACGCAGGAGCGCAAGCGCCGCGGCCGCUCCGUGCCCGAGGGGCUGCUGCCGCCCGACCAGCUGCGCAACACCGUCACGCUGGCUAGCCAUCCCGGUCUCCACUCAGCCAGUGUGCCGGGCAUCCUGGCGCUGGACAUCAACCCGUCGGACCACAGCAAGCUGCUGACGGGCGGCAACGACCGCAACGCCACCGUGUUCAACAAGGACACCGAGCAGGUCGUCGCCAUCCUCAAGGGACAUACUAAGAAGGUCACGCGCGUCAUCUACCAUCCGGAUGAGGAUACGGUCAUUACUGCGUCGCCGGAUCAUACUAUACGUGUGUGGAACGUGCCUACUUCUCAGACGACGGUGGUGCUGCGCUCGCACGACGGGCCGGUGACGGGGCUCUCGCUGCACCCGACCGGGGACUACGUGCUGUCCACGUCCACCGACCAGCACUGGGCCUUCUCCGACAUACGCACCGGCACGCUGCUCACUAAGGUGAGCGACUCGAGCGGCGUGUCCCUCACGACGGCGCAGUUCCACCCCGACGGGCUGAUCUUCGGCACGGGCACGGAGAACUCGCAGGUCAAGAUCUGGGACCUCAAGGAGCAGAGCAACGUCGCCAACUUCCCCGGACACGUGGGGCCCGUCACGUCUAUUUCCUUCUCGGAGAACGGUUACUACCUGGCCACGGCGGCCGAGGACUCGUGCGUGAAGCUGUGGGACCUGCGCAAGCUGAAGAACUUCAAGAGCAUCCAGCUGGACGAGGGCUACGCCAUCAAGGAGCUCUGCUUCGACCAGAGCGGCACGUACCUGGCGGUCGCCGGCACGGAUGUCAGGGUCUACCUGUGCCGGCAGUGGCAGGAGCUGAAGGUGUUCAAUGACCACACGGCGUCGGCGACGGGAGUCAGGUUCGGGAAGAAUGCGCAGUAUAUAGCGUCUACUAGCAUGGAUCGGACGCUGAAGCUGUAUGGGUUGGAGUAGGGGGUUGCUGGUUUCAACACUUGGUGAUGCGUUUUGGUAGCAAGGAUGAAAAUGUAAGCUACGAUUUUGUAGCAGGAAGGUUGCAUUGUGAGUGCUGCAACAGUCUGUAAUGUUGUAUCGGCUAUUUGUUUCUAGAAUAUUCUACUAGAAGGUAUCACCGAGUGGUGAAAUACUCUUUUAUUCAUAGUCUUAUUAGUUUUAAGUUUUUAGAUAACACUAACCCACAAUGAAUUCCAAUGACUAAAGUUCCCAUUUAUUUCCCACUUAUAAUUUUAAGCACAGUUUAGUUUUUAACUGCGUGAAAUAUUUAAGAUAUAAUUAUUGUAAAAGUGAAUUAUUGCUGUAGAAGUCUACGAAGAUUUGAAGCUUGAUAAGAUAAAUAUAAGAUAGAAUAGAUAUAAACAUAUAACAGCAGUUAUCUUGUAAGAUUCUCCAAACGAAAGUCAUAUUAUCUAUCAACAAAAGGUUCCUUUAUAACACAAUAGUUUGCUGCAACAUUUACGAAUUAUGACUUGAAAAUAGUGUAAAAUUACCUGAUUGUCAAUGAAUAAACCGAUUUUCUUUGUAA
Molecule: messenger RNA, 2170 nt
Organism: Plutella xylostella (diamondback moth)
Lineage: Eukaryota; Metazoa; Arthropoda; Insecta; Lepidoptera; Plutellidae
Gene: Prp19
Product: pre-mRNA processing factor 19
Biological process (GO): protein ubiquitination; DNA repair; mRNA splicing, via spliceosome
Cellular component (GO): cytoplasm; U2-type catalytic step 1 spliceosome; Prp19 complex
Molecular function (GO): ubiquitin protein ligase activity; protein binding
Source: RefSeq, a predicted model, not a curated record